CGAGAACAGAAAAAAACCCGGGUAGAUGUGUGAAUAAAUUCGAGAGAAAUUCAGACUUGAUUGUUUUUUUAACUGUUGCGUUUCGGUUAAGAAAAAAGGGCCAAAAAGUGGAUAAAGGAGUUUCAAAAAACUUUUUUUUUCCUUUAGUGAUUUUGUCCGGUGGCGCGAUCUGGUCUCCACAGGGGCCGCUCCGAACGUAUUUUGUUCAUUCUCACGGCUGAGAGCACGAGGUCUACCGGCAGUACAACUUAACGUAAAAAAAGUUUCAUUAAUAUUUGAUUUUUUUUGUUCUUUUCUUGGUUUUCGGUCCGUUAGAAUUGUGAAGAGAGAAAGAGGAUCUUUUGUUCCGACAGUGAAAAAACCAAAAAAGAUGUUCCGUAUGUUGAGAGCAACACACCACCUCGCAAGGCGUAGCUAUGCCAAGGAUGUCCGUUUCGGUCCUGAAGUGCGAGCACUCAUGCUCCAAGGCGUCGACAUCCUAGCCGAUGCUGUUGCUGUAACGAUGGGUCCCAAAGGACGCAACGUCAUACUCGAACAGUCUUGGGGCUCGCCCAAGAUAACAAAGGACGGUGUGACGGUUGCAAAGGGCGUCGAGCUCAAGGACAAAUUCCAGAACAUUGGCGCCAAGCUUGUACAGGAUGUUGCCAACAAUACGAACGAGGAGGCAGGCGAUGGUACAACGACUGCCACCGUACUUGCCCGCGCCCUUGCAAAAGAAGGCUUUGAAAAGAUCAGCAAAGGCGCCAAUCCAAUCGAAAUCAGAAGAGGUGUCAUGUUGGCGGUGGAUUCGAUCAAGGAUCAUCUCAAAACCCUUUCAAAGCCGGUCACAACGCCUGAGGAGAUAGCACAGGUUGCAACUAUCUCAGCUAAUGGCGAUAAGGCUAUCGGCGAACUGAUAUCAGAUGCGAUGAAAAAGGUUGGAAAGGAAGGUGUUAUCACCGUUAAAGACGGUAAAACACUACAUGAUGAGCUUGAAGUCAUCGAAGGUAUGAAGUUUGACAGAGGAUACAUUUCGCCAUACUUCAUCAACUCGUCGAAAGGUGCUAGGGUUGAGUUUCAAGACUGCCUUUUGUUGCUUUCUGAGAAAAAGAUCAGCUCUGUACAGUCUAUUAUCCCUGCUUUGGAGCUUGCCAACUCGAAGAGGAAACCGCUCGUGAUCAUUGCCGAAGAUGUUGACGGUGAAGCACUCUCAACACUCGUCGUCAACAGGCUCAAGAUCGGCCUCCAGGUCGCCGCCGUCAAAGCGCCCGGUUUCGGCGACAACAGGAAAGCCACCCUCCAGGAUAUCGCCAUUGCCACCGGCGGCCUGGUAUUCGGCGAUGAAGGCACUAUGGUGAAACUUGAAGAUGUCCAGUUUUCCGAUCUUGGCACAGUGGGUGAAAUCGUCAUAACAAAGGACGACACACUCAUACUCAAGGGCAAGGGGAAAAAGGAGGACAUCGACCGCCGUUCAGAGCAGCUGCGCAGCCAGAUCGCAGACACGACAAGCGAGUAUGAGAAAGAGAAACUACAAGAGCGUCUGGCACGAUUGUCUGCGGGUGUGGCUUUGCUCAAAGUUGGUGGGUCGAGCGAAGUAGAGGUCAACGAGAAAAAAGACAGGGUCAAUGAUGCCCUCAAUGCAACACGUGCUGCUGUUGAAGAAGGAAUUGUACCUGGUGGCGGAACCGCACUCCUCAGGUGCAUCCAGAAACUUGAAUCUCUACCAACUGCCAACAAAGACCAAAAAACCGGAGUCGAUAUCGUCGCGAAGGCUUUGAGAACACCGUGCAUGACAAUCGCUAGCAACGCAGGUGUUGAUGCAGCUGUAGUCGUGAGCAAGGUUCUCGAAGCAUCUGGUGACAUGGGCUAUGAUGCUUUAAACAAUGAAUAUGUCAACAUGAUUGAGCGAGGGAUUAUCGACCCAACGAAGGUGGUAAGGACGGCACUCACAGAUGCAGCCGGAGUCGCUUCCCUCCUCACGACGGCCGAGGCGGUUGUCGCGGACAUACCGCAGAAGGAGCCAGCUAUGCCCGGCGGUAUGGGUGGCAUGGGCGGUAUGGGAGGAAUGGGAGGUAUGGGUGGCAUGGGAGGAAUGAUGUGAACGCCUAAACCGUUUUGGUGCAUAGACGAUUUUGUAAGGAAAACACAAAGCAAAAAAAAAUAAUAAUAAGGAUGCGACAUUUAGAAAGACCGUAACUUUCUUGGUAAAAAAACAAUUAUAUUAAAAAUAACGGUCUUAAAAAUAAAUAAAAAUCCCUUUAUAUUUUUCAUAAUUAAAAAUUAGAAGAAAAAUGAAAAAAAAGUUAAUUAGUGCCUAAGUUUUGUCUUUAAACUUUUUUUUAAAUACAUUAAACAUCAUAACAAAGAUUUUGUUUUCUUUGUGAAAGGAAAAAACAUUGUUAGUGCAUUUAGUCGUGCGUUAUGUCGCCGAGAAACCACCCGGUAACUUGUUAGUCAUUAGAUAAUUCGUUAGAUUUUUUUUUUUAUAUUUAUAUUUUAUAAUAAACAGAACUGAAUGUACAAA
Molecule: messenger RNA, 2503 nt
Organism: Cimex lectularius (bed bug)
Lineage: Eukaryota; Metazoa; Arthropoda; Insecta; Hemiptera; Cimicidae
Gene: Hsp60A
Product: 60 kDa heat shock protein, mitochondrial
Exons: 6
Coding region: 371-2080 (569 amino acids)
Biological process (GO): protein refolding; protein import into mitochondrial intermembrane space; apoptotic mitochondrial changes
Cellular component (GO): mitochondrial inner membrane; mitochondrial matrix
Molecular function (GO): ATP binding; protein-folding chaperone binding; ATP-dependent protein folding chaperone
Source: RefSeq, a predicted model, not a curated record